UACUUGAAAUCAAAGUAAUCUGACCCGGCUCAUUUUCUCUCUCUAUAAGUGUCUCUUCCAAGAUCUUUCGCUUUCUUCAUCUCGCUUUCUUUCCGAUUUCGAAUCUCCCGAUUUCCGUUUGGUUUUCUUUCCGAAACUUUGACAUUUUCAUAAUUGUCGGCUGAUCGAUUCUUUAAUCGAUUCGAUUCAUCGAGAUUUUGAAGAAAAUCGGAUAAAGGAUUCUGCAUGAGCUGGUUGAGAAAGCUGGGCUGCUAUUUGUUGUCCUCGAAUUCCAACCAUUUCAUUACGUGUCUCUUGGUUUUCAUCCUUCAUUACUCCCCGCAAUUACCUCCGUCAUUAUUUAAUUUUGCAAAGGAACCAACUGAGCCAUUAUUGUUAAUCAACAGAAGCAAUUAUUUUCAAAAUAUUAUUAAUCCUCUGUUAAUAGUAUCGCCUCAGCAUGGAAUCAACAAACAGGAGUAAUCGUCAAUCAAAUAGAGCUCUUUGCCAUUCGAAAGCGGAGAGGAGGCAGGCCAGGUCGCCAUCUGUUAUUGUUAUCGGCGGUGGCAUGGCUGGAGUUGCCGCGGCUCGUGCUCUCAAUGAUGCGUCAUUUAAGGUUGUCCUUUUGGAAUCUCGGGAUAGACUUGGUGGUAGAGUUCACACUGACCAUUCGUUUGGUUUUCCCAUUGACCUGGGUGCAUCAUGGCUGCAUGGAGUCUGCAACGAGAACCCACUCGCACCUGUGAUUGGGAAACUAGGGCUACCUCUAUACCGCACAAGCAAUGAUAAUUCUGUCUUAUAUGACCAUGAUUUAGAAAGCUAUGCUCUUUUUGAUAUGGAUGGGAACAAAGUUCCUCCAGAAUUAGUCACUAAGGUUGGGGAAGUUUUUGAGAUCAUUUUGGCAGAGACAGGUAAAGUAAGAGAAGAAUUCAGUGAAGACAAGUCAAUAGGACACACUAUAUCAAUUGUUUUUGAAAGGAGGCCAGAAUUAAGGUUAGAAGGGCUUGCCCAUAAGGUGCUUCAAUGGUAUUUAUGCAGAAUGGAAGGUUGGUUUGCUGCAGAUGCUGAUAGCAUCUCAGUUAAAACCUGGGAUAAGGAAAUUCUGCUCCCCGGUGGUCAUGGGCUCAUGGUUAGGGGCUAUCUUCCAGUUAUAAACAGCCUUGCCAAAGGCCUCGACAUCCGCUUAGGCUGCAGGGUUAGUAAAAUUGAUAGACGUUAUAAUGGAGUGAAGGUAACUGUAGAAGAUGGUACUACAUUUGUGUCAGAUGCUGCUAUUGUUGCCGUUCCUCUUGGUGUUUUGAAGGCCAGGGCAAUCAAGUUUGAGCCAAGGCUUCCAAACUGGAAGGAAGCAGCCAUUGAUAACCUUGGUGUGGGAAUUGAAAAUAAAAUAGUGUUGCAUUUUGAUAUGGUGUUUUGGCCAAAUGUGGAGUUCCUGGGAGUGGUUGCAGAGACAUCUUAUGGAUGCAGCUACUUCCUAAAUCUUCACAAGGCAACAGGUCAUCCUGUCCUUGUUUACAUGCCUGCUGGGCAGUUGGCCAAAGACAUUGAGAAAAUGUCUGAUGAAGCUGCUGCUAAUUUUACUUUUAUGCAACUCAAGAAGAUCCUCCCUGAUGCAUCUGUCCCGAUUAAUUAUCUUGUUUCUCACUGGGGCACAGAUGUUAACUCACUUGGCUCCUACAGCUAUGAUACAGUAGGCAACUCUGAUGAUCUGUAUGAAACACUUAGGAUUCCAGUGGACAACCUAUUCUUUGCUGGGGAGGCAACAAGUAUUAGCUUUCCAGGGUCGGUGCAUGGUGCAUACUUAACCGGACUGAUGGCUGCUGAGGACUGCCGGAUGCGUGUCCUGGAGCGGUAUGGGGAGUUAGACUUGUUCCAACCAGUCAUGGGUGAGGUGUCUCCUCUUUCGGUACCACUUUUGAUCUCUCGAAUGUGAUUCUAAAGUUUCCGGAACCCUCUCGAUCCUCUUAGAUUGAUAGUAGAUGGUUGUAGAUAUGUAAACAUGGGCUUUGGCUAACACACAAUUGCUGCAUUUAGUGUUGGUUUCCAUUGACCAAUCGUUCUAAGAAAUGGUUAACCUGUGUAGUUACCACUACGUGAGAUAUCUACAUGUAUUGUUAUUUGGACAAGAAUAAUAAAAAAUAAAAUUUGAAUUUAAAUAAAAGUGUCACUUUUGGACAA
Mangifera indica (mango) is the source of this 2157-nucleotide messenger RNA. RefSeq names its product polyamine oxidase 2-like. NCBI's taxonomy places the organism in Eukaryota, Viridiplantae, Streptophyta, Magnoliopsida, Sapindales, Anacardiaceae. The transcript is spliced from 10 exons. The coding region runs from base 440 to 1912 and encodes 490 amino acids. Gene Ontology annotation, molecular function: polyamine oxidase activity. The record is from RefSeq and is a predicted model, not a curated record. Gene Ontology annotation, biological process: polyamine catabolic process. Gene Ontology annotation, cellular component: peroxisome.